AUGUGGAGGGACAACAUUCCCCCACACGGAGAGCGCUGGAACAACCUCGUCAACAGGAAGGGACCCGGGGAGAGCCUCUGGGGGCGCCUGUCCAGACCUGUUCCCACCACCAGGGGGCGCCUGUCCAGACCUGUUCCCACCACCAGGGGCGCCUGUCCAGACCUGUUCCCACCACCAGGGGCGCCUGUCCAGACCUGUUCCCACCACCAGGGGCGCCUGUCCAGACCUGUUCCCACCACCAGGGGGCGCCUGGCCAGACCUGUUCCCACCACCAGGGGCGCCUGUCCAGACCUGUUCCCACCACCAGGGGGCGCCUGUCCAGACCUGUUCCCACCACCAGGGGGCGCCUGGCCAGACCUGUUCCCACCACCAGGGGGCGCCUGGCCAGACCUGUUCCCACCACCAGGGGCGCCUGUCCAGACCUGUUCCCACCACCAGGGGCGCCUGUCCAGACCUGUUCCCACCACCAGGGGCGCCUGUCCAGACCUGUUCCCACCACCAGGGCGCCUGUCCAGACCUGUUCCCACCACCAGGGCGCCUGUCCAGACCUGUUCCCACCACCAGGGCCUGGCCAGACCUGUUCCCACCACCAGGGCCUGUCCAGACCUGUUCCCCACCACCAGGCGCCUGUCAGACCUGUUCCCACCACCAGGGGGCGCCUGGCCAGACCUGUUCCCACCACCAGGGCGCCUGUCCAGACCUGUUCCCACCACCAGGGGCGCCUGUCCAGACCUGUUCCCACCACCAGGGGGCGCCUGGCCAGACCUGUUCCCACCACCAGGCGCCUGUCCAGACCUGUUCCCACCACCAGGGCGCCUGUCCAGACCUGUUCCCACCACCAGGGCGCCUGUCCAGACCUGUUCCCACCACCAGGCGCCUGUCCAGACCUGUUCCACCACCAGGGCGCCUGUCCAGACCUGUUCCCACCACCAGGGGCGCCUGUCCAGACCUGUUCCCACCACCAGGGGCGCCUGUCCAGACCUGUUCCCACCACCAGGGGGCGCCUGGCCAGACCUGUACCACCAGGGGCGCCUGUCCAGACCUGUUCCCACCACCAGGGGGCGCCUGGCCAGACCUGUUCCCACCACCAGGGGCGCCUGUCCAGACCUGUUCCCACCACCAGGGGCGCCUGUCCAGACCUGUUCCCACCACCAGGGGCGCCUGUCCAGACCUGUCAGUCCCGUGUCUGCUCGGCGAUGCAGCGAGGCGACCCAGCAUGCACCGGGAGAGUCGGAGCGUCUGCACCCACCAGACCUGUGA
This is a messenger RNA of Pseudoliparis swirei, 1260 nucleotides long. Its product is annotated as basic proline-rich protein-like. Bases 1 to 1260 code for a protein of 419 amino acids. Lineage: Eukaryota; Metazoa; Chordata; Actinopteri; Perciformes; Liparidae. The record is from RefSeq and is a predicted model, not a curated record. The transcript has 3 exons.